AUGUCUGUUCGACCAGCUUCAGUAGCUCUAGCGGAAGAUGAACAUCGUAAGAAGCGUGUUAGAAAAGGAACUAAAAGUUGUUGGGAAUGCAAAAGAAGAAAAGUCAAGUGCCAAUUGAGUUCUGAGAACGUCAGCGUUUGUUCUGGUUGCCUCUCACGUGGAACGACUUGUAUAAGUCAAGAAUAUCCAGAAGAACAUGACUCUUCAGGUGGUCCUCAGCUUGGUGAACGCCUUGGUCGUAUAGAGCUUGUUCUCGGUAAAUUGAUGUCUAAAAUGGAACAAUAUGAAGAACAAGAUAACGCGACUAAGAUCCACACUCCGGAAAGCAUGGGUACUGGUGAUGUUCUCGCACCAUUUGCAAACAACGCCUCAAAUGGAUAUGACAGUGCUACAACUGUACCUAUUCUUUCCCUUUUUGAUAAUCCUGUUCUAGGUCGCCGAGAAAAGGAAAGUCAAUCUGAGAUCACAACCCCAAAAUCUCAACCAGGUGGCGAAAAGACAACUAAGCAAUGUCGCAUACCAACGAAGAUUGAAAGGAUCAAAGAUGUUCUGAUGGAACUUCUUCCAUCACAGGAAGCUACGAAUAUCCUUUGCUCUUUCUCCGAUUGCUGGUUGUUAAUGCAUUCUUUGACAAACCACUCAGCUCAUAUUAUGCUAGAACCAUCGGCAUUUAAUCCGAAUCAUUCAUUCAAUGUGCCCAGCAUCGCAAAAGAAAGUCCCGCAAUGAUAGCUCAAAUACUUCUUUACAUGGCUGUAUGCUUACAGCAAGUACCUCAUGGAUACGACGCAAGCCUAUUAGGAAUUACCACUAGUAUCGAAGCUCGAGUGGAUAAGAUCAUAUCGACAGUGUCAGGGCUCGUGACUUCGGAUGACGAACUUGUAGCUUCUGUUCAGGGACUGGAAUGUCUAGUACUCCAAGGAUUGUUUCACAUGAAUGCGGGGAAUUUACGUCGCGCAUGGCUUACAUUCCGUCGAGCUAUGAAUAUCGGUCAGCUUAUGGGUCUCCAUAAACGCGAAGAGCUUAGUACUACACCUUUACCACCUGGAGGAGUCAACCUUUGGAGAAGUUUGAUGCAGGCAGACAGAUACUUGAGUUUACUCUUAGGCAUGCCAGCUGGAGCGGAGGAUAGUGUGAUCUUAUCUCAAGAAACUUUUAGCAAUCCUAACAUCGACCAUGACGUUCUAUUCAUCAGAAAACUUACAAAUUUGGCUGGAGGAAUUAUCGAGAGAAAUCAAUCCGACUAUAUUCAUGCAUUUGCCAGUACUCAAGACCUUGACGAGAAACUCGAAAAUAUUGGUAGGGGAAUGCCUGCAUCUUGGUGGGAAGUGCCAAGUUACAUUGAGACCGUCAGUAAAGAUCCGAGCUCCGCCGCAAAAUUUGAUCGAAUCAUGUCACAAAUCUAUUACUUUCAACUGGAAUCAUUCUUACACUUACCAUUUAUGGUUCGAGCUGCUACCGAACGUCGUUACGAAUAUAGUAAAUUUACUUGUCUCAAAUCAUCUAGAGAAAUCAUAUCCCGCUAUCUCACCAUCAGACGCUCAGGUACGAAAUCUUUUUGUUGCAAGGUGGUCGAUUUUGGAGCUUUCACGGCAAGCGUAACUCUUCUCUUGAGCAUACUGGAAAUUCCUCCAGUAGGCGGCGACACAAUUGCAGUCCAAACCCAAAAAAGAACUGACAGGGAGCUUGUUGAAACCGUCUUGGGUGUCAUGGGCGAAUGCGCUUCAGAAGAUGACGUAAUGGCCACCCAAAGUGUCGAAGUUAUUAAAACCCUUCUGGCAUCAACCAGCACAAGUGGAAAUCUUCGUCUCACAAUCCCUUAUUUCGGCACAAUUUCAAUAGCACGCACACCUGUAUCCUCAACACCCGCUACAAAUAUCACCCAAUCAACUCCUUCUAUCGAUGCUCAAUCUUUGAAUACGACUCCGUCUCUUAUACCAAACAUGACACCGGGAGACUCGCAGAAUGAAUUUGACAAUUCACAUAAUUGCCCAUGGUCUGCUGCUCAACCUAUUGUUUCCUUUAAGAGUAGUCAGUUUCCACCGUUGGAGCCGGAACAACAAAUAGAUGAUUGGUCCAAUUUACAAGUGGAUAAUACGAUGUUUUUUGACGGUUUGUUGAACACAGAUUUGGAAGGAAAUUGGUACUUCUAG
Messenger RNA from Botrytis deweyae, 2151 nucleotides. RefSeq lists its product as uncharacterized. The transcript is spliced from 2 exons. Gene Ontology annotation, biological process: DNA-templated transcription; regulation of DNA-templated transcription. The record is from RefSeq and is a predicted model, not a curated record. The coding region runs from base 1 to 2151 and encodes 716 amino acids. Gene Ontology annotation, molecular function: zinc ion binding; DNA-binding transcription factor activity, RNA polymerase II-specific; DNA binding. NCBI's taxonomy places the organism in Eukaryota, Fungi, Ascomycota, Leotiomycetes, Helotiales, Sclerotiniaceae.